UUUAGACCGCACUUGUUUCUUUUUCUGACAACCUUAUUCUGGCGCUUCCAGAGCAUUAGGGGCGCACCGCAGACUCGGGGAAGCUUUCUCAUUUGAACAUACGUCAUGAUACAGGAAGUAAACAAACCAGACGACGGAGUUGUCAUCAAGACGCUCACGAGACCUCCCAUUGAGUGCCAUGACAGGUCGUGCAGAUGCGAUUUUGCUCUGGCAUGCAUGAUCUCCACUUCUCUUCCUGAGGGUGUCGAGCCAGAGAGCAACCCCCACAGUGCCAUGGCUGAGGUGUUGGGACAGAGAAGCUUGUUGGGCUUUGGUGUGGUGUUGGCAUGGCUGGUGCUGUUCCACCUGCUGGUCAACAUCUGGCUGCUCUGCGUUUUUACCAGCCUGCUAGUCGUGCUCGGUGGCUGGCUGGGCUCUCAGGUUGUCCUGGAGUCCAACAGUGUGGUUCACCUGGAGAGGUUUGUCACCAUGGAACAAGUCCCACCGUCUGUGGAGGAUGAGCAUCUCUUGGACCAGGAGAUCCACAACACAGUGAGGAAAAUCAUCAGGGACUUUGUCACUUCCUGGUACUCCACUGUGUCUUCUGAGAGUGGUUUUGAAACGGAGGUUCAACAGGCCAUGAUCUCUAUGGCCAUGGAGCUGAAAAUACGUGCAAGACAGGUCAACAGGAAGGAGCUGACCCAGAGGAUCCUGGAUCUGUUUGGCAGCCACCUCCAGGACUACAUCAGUGCCAAAGAGAUGGUGGCCAAGCAGCAAACGCCUCUGACAGCAAAGCGGGGCAGUGAGAGCGAGCAGUUGUGGGAAGCAUAUUCCAGGGUUACCACGCCUCAUCUUGCCCUGACCAGUGACACAGUGAAAAUAAACUACACCAGAGCAGUUGUAGAUCUGUUGCUGCAUGUUUUGGUGCCUUCGCCUCACUUGGAGACCUGCUCCGGACGGUUCGUUGUCGGAGAGCUCAUCACCUGCAACGUUCUGCUCCCUCUCAUUGCUAAACUGUCUGACCCUGACUGGUUAAACAGUCUCGUAAUCGAAAUAUUCAGCAAGUCCAGCAAACCACAGGAGCCAAUUACAACAGAGCCACUGACUUCAUCACCCCCACUACCACAGCCACCUGCUCAAUCAGAGGUCUCUCCACUAAAUGUGACAGCCCGUGUAUCUCAUAUGAAUAAUGAAGUUCCACUAAGAGCUGACACUGAAAUGGUCAAUGACAGAGAGACAGCCACGCCUGAGCUCGCGGCCUACGAUCUGGUUGACACAGAUGAGGUGGACUGUCAGCAGAACAACACUGAAGAAGAAGAACCCUUUUUAAGGCAUUACAUGACAGGAAGCAAGUCAAACCCAUUUUACGAGGAAAACGACUCUGACCUGGAUUCUCCUUUGGCUGAAUAUAAACAAAGUUCCAUUGAUUCCCUGGUCAUGAUAGGCCAAGAGGAGGGCCUGUAUGACAGACGCAAAGAAUGUGCCACGUCUGUUGAGAAGAAUAAUGGUGUGAUCCUGGAGGAUGUUUGCCCCAGCCCAAUGAACGGCUCCUGCCCUAAAGUCCUGGUAAAUUCAGAACCGGUAGAGCUUCCUAAUGGCUGCGGCCAUUCAUCAGUUAGGACAGCAGAGGGGACUCCUAGUAUCGGUAGCCGCCAGCACCUGGAGAGGGAGGGUGCUUCCCCUUCAGUAAACCCAGCCAGAGAGCUCCUUCUGGGUGUAGAACAGACGAUGCUAGGGAGUGUGCUGACUGAAGUCAGUCCAUUGCAGGGCUGUUCUCCCAUGCCGUCGUUCAGUUUUGAGCCCCUCAGCAGCCCUGAUGGACCAGUCAUCAUCCAGAACCUCCGCAUCACUGGCACCAUCACAGCUAAGGAACACCGCGGCACCGGCUCACACCCUUACACUCUUUACACUAUCAAAUAUGAGACAGCAAUGUGCUGUGAGAACCCAGGAAGCGCCCAGCCAGGCUCUGAGGAUGCUGAAGUUGUACCGUCAGGCUGUGAGACUCCGUCACCCAUUCAGCCAGUAGCCUAUCACAUGGUCAACAGACGAUACAGUGAGUUCCUCAACCUGCAAACACGGCUGGAAGAAAAAACGGAACUGCGGAAGCUCAUCAAAGGUGUGAAAGGUCCAAAGAAAGUAUUUCCAGACAUGCCAUUUGGAAACAUGGACAGUGAGAAGAUAGAGGCCAGGAAAGGACUUCUGGAGACCUUUCUAAAGCAACUCUGUGCCAUCUCUGAAAUAGCCAACAGUGAAGAGAUGCAGGAGUUUCUGGCUCUCAAUACAGACGCCAGGAUUGCAUUUGUCAAGAAACCUUUUAUUGUCUCGCGCAUAGACAAGAUUGUGGUGAAUGCCAUUGUGGACACCCUGAAGACAGCGUUUCCUCGUUCAGAACCCCAAAGCCCAACAGAAGACAAUGAUGGAGAGGUGGAUGGAGGGAAAAUCAUUUCUGACAAGAAGAGCAAGUGUCGUCUGAAGUUCUCCAGUAAAAGCAUCCCCUUUAUGAACGGCUCAGACAUCAGACCAGCGGUUUUGUUCAGUCUGGAGCAAACUAGCACGGUGUUUAAUGGGAUGUCUUUGGGAGAUUUGCAAGCCUUUAUCACCGAACAAGAACAACUGGCCUUCAGAUCCGAGCCAGAGAGGAAGGACAGUCCAGUUGUUAGACAAUUCGGAGACUAUCUGGAUGACCGCUCGAGAGGAAAGCACAGUAAGGAACCUGCGUCUGAGAUGGCGCUGGCUGAGGUGGCUCUGAACAUCCUGUGUCUGCUGAUGGAGAAGCAGUGGAGCUGGCUGUGCACUGAAAACAUGCAGAGGACCAUCAGGCUGCUGUUUGGGACUCUUAUUAACAGAGUAAAAGAUCAUGACAACUAAAACAAGAUAGCUUCAAGAAGCGUAACCAGAAGAUUACUUUUCAAUUUCCACUUUUCCAACACCUUUCUGUAUAACACAAAAUACCUCAAAAACAAAUAACUUUAUUAGAAGUGCCAUUACAUUUUGCAUCCUCUGUUGGCAUGGUAAUGCUAAUGUUAUCCAGAAGAACUAGCUCUUGAAAACCAAGCAUAUUGCCAGCAAAAUAACAGGUGUUAAGCAAGAAAUUCAGGCCUUUUCAUCAGGCCGACGUCUUGGGGCCCCUGUUGCAAAAGUAACAGAGCAGGAAUUUCUUUAUCCCAUCAGCCAUCGCACUUUAUACCACACAUGUAUGAGUUACAGCACUGUGGGUCAAUUCAUGUUGAUGCUCUGGCAACGCGGGUCUUGCACAUCAAACUCUUAAAUACUCUCAGCAGGACUUUUGCUCUCCCACAAUCAACAGCAGGCUCACAUGUUCCAUUAAAAUGCCUGCAACCUUUUCUAGUUUAGUUAGUUUGUCCUUCUUUGAAGAAAAUGAAAGAAAUGCAUUUAACAUAGUAGCAUAUUUAACUGUUUAUUAUUUAUUUUAGUUAAAUAUGCGUCUGUAAAUCUGCAGAGCGCCUGUUGGGUUGUAUUCUGACUGAUUGAGAAUGGGCCUAUAUCAUUUAUCUUAAUAUUGAUAUGAUAUAUCAUGGUCACAACAUAUAAGCAUCUGUGGACAAAAUGUAUAUGCUUGAAUGAGGUAGCUCAGAUGUUUCCCCCUGUAGCGCUUUCGGCAGGAUUCCCAGGCGCACAUAGAGCGCACUUUUUUUCACUCCAGAGGGAGGCAUCCAAGAGGCAUUCUAAUCAGAUGCGCAAACUAUCUUACAGUAACUGUCCUUUCAGCGUGAAAGAGCAGUGGUUCUACUUUGAGCUCCAUACAGUGUCAGUAUGCUAAUAUGAACUAGCUUGUACAACGUGUCAUCUGUCAAUGUCUCAAGGCAAAAGUCUUUAUGUCUGUGGGUUGAAAGCCUGCCAUCAUAGAGAGGCAAGACGUGAUGUUCCUUUGAAAAGGGGGAUAAUGGCAUAUGUUUUAGCGUUGAAGGUAUUCAUAGUGUUGCAAAAGAGAUGUUGUUGUGUAAAAGAUUAAAAAAAGAGAACUUCACCUGCACAUCUUGGCGAUCGCCCAUCGGCCGCCCUGUCUGUCUUACCCUCUCUUGUGACUCUUACAUACUGAAACUCCAACGCACUUGGAACCUGAACUGAGUAACCCACCACAUUUCAUUUUAAUUUAUUGUUAUUCUUAUUUACAAGGAUGUUUACUCAAGAAAUAUUACAAAAACAAAACUGCACUUAGAUUCUGGACAUGUUCGACAAGCUUCAUUUAUCCAUGGGGGAGGUUUUGCUGGCAUGGCGUUCUCACUUUUUUCAUCACUGUUUAUAGUCGCACAGUUGAUAUAUUCACACUGGGAGUUUCUCAUUACACCCACAGCUUUCUACUGCUGGUACCUAGAAAGUGCAAGUAACAUCUUAUGAUUUGGCUGCAGAUUAGUGCCUUGCUCAAUUGUAUAUUUUUAGGAGUUGUUGACAGAACAUGGGGGAGGCGAUCGUUUCCAUUCACUUUCCUCAUCCUUUAUGACUUAACCUUUUAAAACAACCUGAUCAUGACCGUGCUGCUGGUACUGCCAAAGCAAUGCAAAUCAUUUUUCUCUCCCUUCAGCAAUUGCUGCCUCUGGGACGCUCUGCUUUUUUAAAGUGCUUUUACAAGGUUUUCUACAGCAAAGUAGUGACGGAAACUUCUACACAGGAGAGGCAGAUCUGUAGACUCAGCCAGGUCAGGGCAUGAAGACAUAUGGUUCCCAGUGGAGAUUCCACAGAGAGGGCUGUUAAUGGGCUGGAGAUGGGACUCUGGCUUGCGUACGUUAAUUGAGAGAGUUGAUAUUUUAGAUAUAUUAUAAUAUUUAAAUAUUUUAGAAGGGGUCCCUAUGAGCCUUUGCAGUUCUCCGUGUUUUACAGAAUUAGGGGUAUCACUUGCAAUGCAGUGUGUCUAUUAAUGGCUUAACAGUGAAGAAAUAUCUUCUUGAUCUGAUUAGGAAAAAUUCCUCUCGCUUUUUCAAUAGUAUCUUUUCACUGUUCCAUAUGUGCAUACAAGCAUGCCUGCACUAUUUGGCCCUGAAGAGAAUGCCUGACAUAAACUCCCCAAACAUUUGUCGCAGAUAGCUAUAGCUCAUGCCGCCAGUAAACCGAACAUGCAGACAAUGUUCUCAGGUUCUAGUGUUUGUGCUGUUUGUGCUGUGACCUCACGUUCCCUGGGGUGUCAGUACCAGAAUAUCGUUUCUUCAUUUUGAAACUGGGCCUUCUAUUUUAAGAAGUUCCACAAGCCAAGUAUGAAAGACCUUGUGCUUUUGUUUGGCCUUGGUCUAUAACAGGCAGCAGUCUGUCUACAUUGCAGUGACAGCUCUUAGUGUGGCAGGUAUCUCCUCUCAUCAACCAGUUUCUCUGUACAGAGGAGACGAGAUGCUCUGGCUGCGAACUGCUGAUGAUAGAAACACCACAUAUAAAAGUGUGUAACGAAGAUAGCUCUGUUCAUGUAUAAUUUUUCAACAGCUAAAAACAAAUGCAAAGUGUUAUAUAGACAAUAAAACAGCAAUGAAUGAAACCUGAGUAGAUGUACAAUAAAAAAAUUCAAAGCAUGUAUUAAAGUGUGAAAUAAAAGUAAAAUGCAAAAAUAAAACAGCAGUAGCUUACAUAAAAAAUAAAAUUAUAUAAAAGCCUAAUAUAAAAGACACUCUACAAAAGGAAAAAGUGAUUGAAGAAUGAUUGUUAGCAUAUGUCGGGGUGUUUUAACGCGUCUGGGCCACAACCUUGGGGCUUUAGCCAGGAUUUACUGAUGGUUACCAGAAUCAUGCCGAAGUAUUUUGGGUUGCACUCCAUCUCAUUAAGAGAUACUUAAAACAAAGAUGGAGCAGUUUUAGUGUCCAUUCCUAGCCAAGCCUUGAAGCUCUGCUGAACAGUAUUUUUAGCCAUGCUAGCAGCCUGGCUUAAGGGCAAAAGUUUAAUUUGUCUGAGAUUUUGGUUUCUGAAUGCCAUUGCCGUCACACAAACUAAGAUGGCAGCCAUGGUAAACGUAUACCUGCUAAACAUCAACAUGCUCACAUUGUUAGCAUGCUGACAUUAGCAUUUUGCUCAGAGCACAACUGUGCCUACAUACAGCCUCACAGAGCAACAAUCGUCAUGUGAUUCAGUUUAAAUAUUAAAAUUGAAUCAGAUGACUCUGAAAAGUGAAACUACUGCGAGUUUUGCCAAGCUAUCAUAGAAUUAACACUGAUUUCUGCAGCUUUAUGCAGCUUUAAGCCAGCUUUAAGCCACUUGUUAGCUUAUUGUUCUGGUUUUCCAACUCUGACUGCCGGUUGGGUGAAUAGCCAGUUGUUUGCUAACUUAUUAGCUAUAACAAUGUGCUAACCUGAUGUUGUUUCAGGGCUGUGUUUCUGUGAUGUGUUCAGUAGUUGUUUUGCUCCUGAAUGAGCAUAGGUCACCUAUUGCUUAUUUAAAAGAAAUGUGUAAAAUUUAACAAUCUGAAACAAAAUAUAUAUUCAGAUUUUACUUCAACUGGAGUAUUUAAUAUGAUAAUACCAUUACUGUGAAAAACAUUUGUUUCUGAGUGGCUGGCAGAUGCUCUUUAAAAUCAGGUAGCAGAACUCCACACACAUAUUUACAUCAACAGCUGAACCACCACUUCAUAUCAGCACACAAACCAUAUUGAGCUACAGGUAACCUUAGGAACAACACCGAUGCUUCACAUUGUCACAGCAGUUGGUGAAAGCAACAACAAUAAUAAAAACUGAGAACUGACUUGAAGCUCAGCCACCUUUUUUUGAUAUAUGAUCAAAAUUAUAAUGAUAUUAGCUCGACGAGACAGUCUGAGGUUUUGUAUGCAGAAACUAAUGAACUCUGCUCCUCAUUGCUCAUUAUUGCUCACUACUGGUUACUGAAAUGUAUACCUCCCAUAUUUUUUAAGACAUAUUCAGUGCGGAGGAGAAAUAUACAGACCAUAAUGAUCUUAACAAAUAGCCACAGAAGUGCAGUUAAGUAUUAGCUGAACCUGCCUUGUAAUAUAUAUAAAUUCAGUUUGUUUUGAUUUUGGUCAGUUAAUCUUAGUAAUAAAUUGAUCCACAAAUUAGUCUUAAACUGCCAUUUAGAUAUUUUUUUGUGGGACUGACAGGUUAUGUCAAGUGCUGUGAAGGUUUUUUAUAUAAUCUGACAGCUGUUUAGUGGGAGGCAAAAAGAAGCUGCAGGCUGCAGAAACCUUAUCCGUGCCGGUCUACGACUGUAGUGGAUGCACGUCUGUUAGAACUGAAUUUGGAAUUGCGAGUGGAUACAGAAAGUGUGUGUUUGUGUAUGGGAGAUGAAACCCGGACCCAACAGGACAAAUCUGGUUCUCUCUCUCUCUCUCUCUCUCUCUCUCUCUCUCUCUCUCUCUCUCUCUGAGUGUGUGAGAGGUCUGGAAGGAAAAGCCAGCUCUCUGCUCCUAUAAAUGGUGUCCAAGGCGAGGCUCUGGUUUGGGAGAUGUCUGAUUUUUAUGGACUGGAAAGUGGGACAGUUUAAGAUGAAUAUAGGCUCUUUUUCUUAGACAGCAGUCUGGGUGGAAAAUCCAGCUGGAGCCAGAUGGUUGACGGUGUCUAGAUAGUAUGGUAGAUGUAGCAGAGUGCAGCUACUUUAUGUUAUCAUCACAAGCAUUUGUAGGGAUACUCCAUGUUCUUUUAGGUUAAAUGUGUCUGUAAACACAACGCUUCCUUCAUUUUCCAAAUAAAAAGAUGAGAAAA
Micropterus salmoides (largemouth bass) is the source of this 7625-nucleotide messenger RNA. It is a transcript of the gene snx19b, whose product is annotated as sorting nexin 19b. Lineage: Eukaryota; Metazoa; Chordata; Actinopteri; Centrarchiformes; Centrarchidae. The transcript has 12 exons. Gene Ontology annotation, molecular function: phosphatidylinositol binding. Bases 106 to 2847 code for a protein of 913 amino acids. The record is from RefSeq and is a predicted model, not a curated record. Gene Ontology annotation, cellular component: intracellular membrane-bounded organelle; early endosome membrane.